AUGUGUCCCUUCAUAAAAUUUCUACCUUUGCUUCGACCAGCUAUUGAACUUACCUGUUCCACCGAAAGGUUCGACUGGACAUCAAUCAAACCUUCCACCAACCUAGAAUACCACCCAUGCUACACCAACGCCCAAUGUGCUCGACUCAUCCUCCCACUAGACUACCAAAAGCCCAAUGAUACCCGAACAGUCGCCCUCGCGAUUGCCAAAAUUCCUACCACUGUUCCCGACGAUGACCCUAGAUUCGGCGGCUCUAUAUUUCUCAACCCAGGAGGGCCGGGGGGUUGCGCGACCGAUCUAGCAGUAUGGCUUGGGCCAAGCCUACAACUCAGGUUGGAGCGAUCUGGUCGUCGCCAUUAUGAGUACAUUGGGAUUGAUGGUCGUGGCAUUGGACACAGCUGGCCCGCUUCCAACUGUUUUCCAGGCGAUUUGUUAUCUAGGCUGGCCUUCAACAUGGAGCAGAGAGGGAUGGGGUCUUUGACAGACUCAGAUCAUGCCAUACGCUACGGACUCGCUCUAAGCGAUGGAUUUGGCGAGCGAUGUGCCAUGGCAGAUAAAAGUGGUUUAAAUGGCGGAGACAUUAUGGCUUAUGCUGGAACAGCGAGUGUUGCUCGUGAUAUGGUGGAAGUGGCAGACAAGAUUGUGGAACUGCGUUUGAGACGACAUGGAGCAAACGGUCAAUAUGGGGGCGAUGCAGCUCAAACAACCAAAGAUGUCGCCCGAAUACAAUAUCUCGGCUUUUCGUAUGGAACCAUUCUAGGCCAUUAUUUGGUAUCCAUGUUCCCCGAACGAGUUGGUCGUCUGAUUCUCGACGGCGUCAUGGACCCCAGAGACUACGCAACCGGACCGGGCUGGACAACCAACUUAGCCGAUACAGACAAGCUCUACCACGCUUUCUUUGGCGGCUGUCACAAAGCGGGACCAUCAAUCUGCGCCUUGUCCCGUUCAGGCGAUAAGUCUGGGAAUGACAUUGAAUCCCGUUUCAAUACAUGGUUCAAUAAACUCGAGAAAGAUCCCUUAACAUCAAUCGGUCCCGAUGGUGACGUGCGCAUUCUCACAGGAUGCGAUAUUCGAGCGUACAUGGGUGGUGGUUUUUAUGCCCCGAUAGCAACGUUCCAAACGAUGGCAUUCAUCUUAGACGCUGCAAUAACAGGCAAUACCGCACGUCUCUUUGAUGCGUAUUUUUCCGACAUCAGCCCCAAGCGCAAAGCUGACGGCGGUCUGUAUGAUGACCCUCUCCAUCCAGCAGCAGGCGAUGGUGGCUACGCCGUCCGCUGUGGUGAUGGCGACGACGUUACCCAAAAGGAUGUUACCUGGUGGCGUGAGUAUGCACAGAAUCUAACAUCGCGAUCGCUCAUUUUCGGUAGUUACUGGGCAAACAAGCGAUUCAUCUGUUCAGGCUGGAAAUUCAAGUCCAACUGGCGCUUCACUGGACCAUUCACAUCACCUGAGCCCAGAAAAGACGCAAGUGGUGACCCAGAACCCGGAUACCCUGCUGCUCCAACCUUGUAUCUGUCCACCCGGCUUGACCAUGUUACACCUCUUCUCUCGGCUCGUGAUAUGAGAGACGUCUAUCCUGGAGCUGGCUUGGGCGUGUUAGAUGUAGGAGGACAUACCACUCUUGGUGCUGGGGCAACAAGUGAGUGUAUCGAAAAGUUGGUCGAAGAGUACUUGGAAACAGGUACUGUUCCAGCUGAAGAAUCAGUAUGUACAGUUGAUUGCGGACCAUGGGAUGAGAAAUGUGAAGUCGAGUAUACCAUCUAG
Molecule: messenger RNA, 1764 nt
Organism: Pochonia chlamydosporia 170
Lineage: Eukaryota; Fungi; Ascomycota; Sordariomycetes; Hypocreales; Clavicipitaceae
Product: proteinase
Exons: 2
Coding region: 1-1764 (587 amino acids)
Source: RefSeq, a predicted model, not a curated record